UGUGCUUCAAAUUUGGGCUGGUUGGUGACUAUGACUUCAUGGCUACAGUGUGCCUCAGUCCCCCAGGCAAUGUGAAGCAGCAUAUAAAAAGAGCAGGGACUCAGGCCUAUUCCAUCUCACUCUCCUGCAUACUCUCCUCUACAUCAGGAUCACCUUCAUCCCCGCAAAGAAAUGUCUUGCUACGAUUUGUGCCCCACCAGCAGCAACAUCGCCUGCCCCCAGCCCAUCGCUAACAGCUGCAAUGAGCCCUGUGUCCGCCAGUGCCCUGACUCCACUGCUGUGAUCCAGCCACCCCCUGUUGUCGUCACCUUCCCUGGCCCCAUCCUCAGCUCCUUCCCCCAGCAAGCCGUGGUGGGCUCCACCGGAGCACCUACCGUUGGGAGCAACCUGGGGCUGGGAGGCCUCUAUGGUGCUGGAAGCCUUUAUGGGGGCUCUCUUGGCUAUGGAGCCCAGUAUGGAUAUGGGAGUUCUGCCCUCUCCACACUCAGCAGUGGCUUCUGCAGCCCAUUCUCCUCCCGCCGGUACAGCCGCUUCCUCCGCAACAGCUGUGGGCCCUGCUAAAGGCAGCAGAAAGGUCUCAGAAGAGGGACAUGAAGACCCAAAUGCAGAGGAAUGAGGAUGGGGGUUCAGCAUUACUGUAGCCCUGCAAUGGAGCUACUGCCACUUUGCAUUUCUGAUCUUUCUUCUACAUUUAACCUUCCAUUUCUAGUUUUUUGCUUGCUAUUGUUGCCUGUUCCAGCUUUGACUUUUUUUUAACCACCGUGGGGCAACCUAUUCCGUAUGGACAUCACUCACAAUGAUGUGUAUCUUCAUCAACAGUUGCACAACAGACUGAAGGAAGCUGAGAAAAACAGUAUCUCUGAACAGGACACUUGUUGAACAUUCUCUGAAAUAGUCUGGAAACAGAUGUUUCAUAUUCUGUAAUAUCUUGCUUUGCAAAUCUAGGCAUUUCUCAAUCAUUAAAAUUGUGUUGCAUCACA
Messenger RNA from Melopsittacus undulatus (budgerigar), 980 nucleotides. RefSeq names its product scale keratin-like. Lineage: Eukaryota; Metazoa; Chordata; Aves; Psittaciformes; Psittaculidae. The record is from RefSeq and is a predicted model, not a curated record. Gene Ontology annotation, molecular function: structural constituent of cytoskeleton. Gene Ontology annotation, cellular component: intermediate filament. The transcript has 2 exons. Bases 172 to 561 code for a protein of 129 amino acids.